This is a messenger RNA of Eublepharis macularius, 630 nucleotides long. RefSeq names its product EF-hand calcium binding domain 9 (gene EFCAB9). Gene Ontology annotation, biological process: flagellated sperm motility. Gene Ontology annotation, molecular function: calcium ion sensor activity. Bases 1 to 630 code for a protein of 209 amino acids. The record is from RefSeq and is a predicted model, not a curated record. Lineage: Eukaryota; Metazoa; Chordata; Lepidosauria; Squamata; Eublepharidae. Gene Ontology annotation, cellular component: sperm principal piece; cytoplasm. The transcript is spliced from 5 exons.
AUGAAACUGAGGCCAAAAUGUUUUCUGCAUUUCUUGUACUUGGAUAAAAUGUACUGCUUAUUAUCAGUCAGAAAUGCUAGAGCACUGGCAUACUACUUUCACCUACUGGAUGUUCAUAAAAAGAAUGCUUUGAAUGAUCUGCAGUUUUACCAUUUUCUCCACCAUGUGACUGACCUGAGCAAAGAUGAGAUCAUGCUGGUGUUUGACUUGCUAGACUGGGAUGGCAAAGGGGAGGUCGGCUUUGAUGAGUUCUACAUGUUGGUGUGCAUCAUAAUGUCUCAUGAGAACCAUCUUGAAAAGCAGUUCAUGUAUCGUCAUUCCCAUCUUGUGUUUGAAUUGCUUGACAUUGAUGGAGGACACACAAUUGGGCUUUCUGAAUUCAAAGCAACUCGUUUCCUUUUCAACAUUAAAGAGGAAGACCUGUCUCGGAUAUUCAAGGACUUUGACAUCACUGGAGAUGAGCAAUUGAACUACAAGGAAUUCAAGAUGUUCACUAUCUUCUGCAUUGACAGACAACAGAGGAAGCUGAAAGAGAAAAUAAAGAAGCAAGAGCUGAGAGAGAGAGAGAGAGAGAGAGAGAGAGAGAGAGAGAGAGCACCCAGAAAACAAAUUUACUGGUAUUUUGCAUGA